Amyelois transitella is the source of this 16827-nucleotide messenger RNA. RefSeq names its product histone-lysine N-methyltransferase 2C. The coding region runs from base 161 to 15319 and encodes 5052 amino acids. Gene Ontology annotation, cellular component: MLL3/4 complex; nucleus. The transcript has 55 exons. Gene Ontology annotation, biological process: positive regulation of transcription by RNA polymerase II. Gene Ontology annotation, molecular function: histone binding; transcription coactivator activity; histone H3K4 methyltransferase activity. NCBI's taxonomy places the organism in Eukaryota, Metazoa, Arthropoda, Insecta, Lepidoptera, Pyralidae. The record is from RefSeq and is a predicted model, not a curated record.
UACUCGGAUUGUGCGCUUCGUUCGCGAUCACUGAAUGUUUUAUUAAUUUCAUAGUUUUUUAUUCUAAAUGUAAAGUAAAAUUUGGAAAAUGCGUUUUUAUUCAGUUAUCUUUCACUUUUCAUAAUUUCGAUUGAAGUGGCGUCCAUCGCAAACUCUUGCGAUGGACGUACCGGACGAGAGUGUAUUAGACGUAGAUUUGUUAGCUGACGAUGGUUCAGAAGAAGAAGGCGAAGCGCAGCCAUCAUCAGAUUUCUACUUAGGACCUGGGUCUACGCCUACAUCAUGCGCGUCGUCACCACGCGGGGAGGAGCCUGCGUCCCCGGCUGGGACAAUGUCACAGCCCUCGUUCUUCCAUCCCUACACCCGCCCAUUCUUUACCUCUGCCCGUCGAGGCCCAGGCAGGCCGAGAAAGGAAGGCCCCAAGUUGACUAAAGAAGGCAAAAUUGUCAGAAGAUAUCGGGCUAACCCUGGGUCUGUCCGUGGUGCUAAGCGACAUCGCGGCAGCCGUGAGGACUCAUUGGAAGAUGUGAUGGACGAGGACGACUUCACCAUGCCUGCGCCAGAGGAACCACCUUUCAUGCCUGAGAAAUGGCCAGGAAAACUAUGCGCUCUUUGCAACUUAAGCGAACGAAGCCAGCUGGGACAAGGCGAAAUGCGGCAGAUCCUAUGCAGCAUCGAGGGCGAGACUGGCCUGAACUCUGGCGGGGCCACGCCCACUAACGUCCCCACUCCCACUAGUACCCCCACCACCCCUGUGCCCGCAGGGUUGGCAUCCCCUCCACCUGAAAUGGAGAAUCAGCAACAGUUGGCAUUACCGCUCAGCCGGAGGCAGAAAGCAUUCAAUAAGUGCAAGACACCUUUAUUCAAUAUGGAACACACAGAUGAACUUUCAAUAAUUGGCUAUCAAGAAUCUCUAGAGCUCCCUGGUGUAGUGUCUUCCGGGGCCUUUUACCUUCACCGUUGUUGCCUAGAUUUCAGCCCACCAUUCCAGGACCAGGUGGCAACUGGAUCUACUUCAGAAGAAGAGAAGGAAUCACUAGAAGAUGCGAGGAUAAGAGGAAUUGUAACCACAGCAUUGCAAAGAAAAUGUGCCUUUUGCUUAAGAUUUGGUGCUAGUAUACCAUGUAAAAUGAGCUGCAGUAAAUAUUACCAUCUGCCGUGUGUGUUAGCGUCCGGCGGUUUCAUUGACUUUCAGACUAAAUCUUCAUUCUGCAAGGACCAUUUAUAUCAAGUGCCACUUGUCUGUACCGCUGACAUAGAAUGCCGAACCUGCCACACCAUCGGCGACCUCGCCAACUUGAUGACGUGCGUGACGUGCGGGGCGCACUACCACGGCACCUGCGUGGGGCUCGCGCAACUGCCAGGAGUGCGAUCUGGCUGGUCGUGUCGCACGUGCCGCGUGUGUCAAGUGUGCCGCGGAGAGGCGGCCACCACCCCGGGCUCCGACUGGCGAGCCGUGACGUGCGAGCAGUGCGACAAGUUGUACCACGCGACUUGUCUCAGGCCCAUGAUGGCGACUGUUCCCAAGUAUGGUUGGAAGUGCAAGUGUUGCCGCGUGUGUUCGGACUGCGGAGCGCGGUCCCCGGGCGCGGGCCCGUCGUCGCGCUGGCACGCGCACUACACGGUGUGCGACUCGUGCUACCAGCAGCGGAACAAGGGCUCGUGCUGCCCUCUGUGCCGCCGCGCCUACCGCGCCGCCGCCUACCGCGACAUGAUACGCUGCACGCUCUGCAAGAGGUAUGUGCACGGGAUGUGCGACCCAGAUGCAGAACCGCUACAGCACAAGCAAAACAAAGAGAAGAACCCGGGUUAUGAGUACAACUGCCCAAUCUGCAAGAACCAUAUGCAGAUGACUGGCACGAAGGCUGGCUCCUUCGAAGAUGAAAACACCGCGUCAACAUCACAAGAUUCGUCAUUCGGUGACGAGAAUUCGCAACAUGAACAAGAUCCUCUCGCUAUGGAAACCGUUACUAAGUCCGACGUCGGCCUCGGCAAAGGCAAACCCUACAACGUGUCAUCGAAAAUAGCUAAGAAAAAGAUGGGCGGUUACAAAUUGAAGGGCGGAUUCCCUCCGGCCGGCAAGCUUGGGUUCCAAAAACGCCAACGCUCAGUACUAGAGUUUGGUAGAAAACGCGGCUCCAAGCCAAAAAUGCGCGGCGUAUUUGGAGUCCCAGGGUUAGGGCUGCAGAGACCCCAGGCCCCAGAUAAUAAGCUACCGGAGGACGAUCCCGGAAUGGAAAACAAACUUGUGUUGUGUUCGAGCAAAGACAAGUUUGUGUUGACUCAAGACUUAUGUGUGAUGUGCGGCGCCGUCGGAACUGACUCCGAAGGGUGUCUGAUUGCGUGCGCGCAGUGCGGACAAACCUAUCAUCCUUAUUGCGUUAACAUCAAGGUGUCGCAAGUGAUAGUGACGCUCGGCUGGCGUUGCCUCGACUGCACCGUGUGCGAGGGCUGCGGCAACCGCGGCGACGACAACCUGCUGCUGCUGUGCGACGACUGCGACACCGCCUGGCACACCUACUGUGCGCGCCCGCCGCUCAGCGAGGUGCCGCGCGGUGCGUGGCGCUGUGAGCGGUGUCGCCGCUGCCUGACGUGCGGCACCAGGGAAACCAAAGCUUGGUGCGACAAUUAUACAGAAUGCGCCCCAUGCGCCUCCCUCGUGAUAUGCUGUGUAUGCUCCGAGCCGUAUUGCGACGGGGAACUCAUCAUUCAGUGCUUCAGUUGUAACCGAUGGCUGCACGCGAGUUGUGACUCUAUACGAGGCGACGCCGAUGCUGAGGCUUGCUGUCGACAAGGAUACAAAUGCGUAAUGUGUCGCGGGCGAGAUAUUCCGCCUCCACAUCUAGCGAGAGCUAUAGAAGCUGCUCCCGUCACAAGCACAACAAGCAUUAUAACGAAUCCUCGACCGACUCCGCGACACACUGCAAUGUCGCUCGGCCUCGGCGGUGAAUACUACGUGGACGACGUAUGUUUGUCGCAACGCGGCGCCCAUCACAUGAAGCAACUCGAAGCGGACCUUGGCAUCACACACACGAGACGGAAACGACGCUUCAAGAAUGAGAACACGGAGAAGGAUGCUGAAAUAAUGGCAUCUAUUGAAACAGUGGUUCAGAACGCCGACGUCGAGAUGGCCGACGACUCGAAGCCGGACAGCACCGCUGAGGUCAAAGAAGAACCCGGCGUAUCAACGAACAACAACCUCAAAGAAGGCACGCUAUGGAACAUAGCGAACGACGGGCCACCUCCCGAAGGCUUCACGGUGUACACAAUAGAGUCUGGCCUCACGGUGUUGAGAAGAAAGAGACAGAGGAAUCUCAACAAGCUGGGCAUUGGCGGGUUUGUGGUGCGACAGAGACAGAGCAGCAAGGCGCAGCUCGACGAUGAUAAAGAUGGCGACGGCACACAGGCUGGUGAAUCACCAGGCAACAAGCGGAAGCCUCGUCGGAAGCCUCGUUCGAAGUUGAUGGAGCAAUUCCCGUCCUACAUGCAGGAGGCUUUCUUCGGCAAAGACCUGUUGGAGCCGAUCAAGCCUUCUGUCAGUUCUACAGGAAACCCGUCAGAAAGCCCAGGCGGAAGUUUGCGGGCCCCCACUCCUGAGGGAUACCGCGAACUGAGGGACUUCAAACUGGAUCUAGACAACUCCGAUACGGACGGAGAGGACGUGCUGUCUGCUCUGACUGUGUACAAUGAGCAGGACACUUCUUAUGUCAUCACACUCAAUUCUGAGGAAGUUGAACUUCUAAACUCUCUAAAGCCCAAAGAAGAGAAAGACGACUCAAACAAUACGGAAGUAAAAGUAAAAACUGAACAUGAAGACGGUAACCUCAAACAUACUGAAGACUCCACGGCACUGAAGAACGCCAUACUUGGCCCACAACCCGCUGAACCGGAGCAACCUGCAGACUCUGUGCCCACAGAGCACAGCACCAAAACUGAGCCCGUUGGUAGUGAGACGGCAUCAUCGCAAGCAUCGACAAUAUCUCCCAAGGACGAGCUGUCUCUCCUAGGCGUGAACCUGGACGCGAUGGUCCGCGACACGCUGCCCGAUAUGGACAGCAACGACGUCGACGAGAUAUUCAAGGGAGUUCUCACUGAUGACUCGCAGGAAUCUCAAGAAUCAUCUGUGUCGUAUGUGAAUACCAUGGCGGGAACUCCGUACUCACAACAAAGGCAGCAGCUUCAAAGUCCGAUGGAAUACUCAUCGCCUUAUCAUAACGAAUUCGGCAGCAACAGCAGCAGCGCACUAAGCCCCCUGCUGGAGGGCGGCGCGGCGGCGGGCGGCGCGGGCUGGGAGGCGGGCAGCGCGCCGCCGCCCUCCUACAACCAGCGCAGCGCUGAUAAGAUGCGGGCCGAUGAGAGUCUCGGCUCGGCAGCGACAAUAUCUGCUGUAUUAUACGCCAACACAAACCACCCAGAAUGGAAGACUGACUUCCCCAACUGGGUGGAUCGUUGCAAGCAGAUCCUAAAGAAAUGGCGCGCUUUGCCUUCCGAACAAAAAGCGCCGUAUCUUCAAAGAGCAAGAGAUAAUCGUACAGCGAUUCGUAUGAAGAAAGCGCAACAGAACACGAGUGCGAGUGCCCCCGAGCCCGAGCCUGCCAGCCCCGCGAGCGCGCCCGCGCCGCCGGCCGCCGCCGGGCCGGAACAAGAACGGGCUUGCGGCCAACAGCGAAGCGCCCGCGAGGCCGAACAAGAGCGGCAAUGGAAACACCUACAACAACAACGACAACAACAGACGCAACAACAACAGCAGAUCAUACACGAUCAGAGGGUGCAAGCAGCGAUGCAGCGUUUACGUGCUCCAGACAGCCCGAGCGGCCCGCCCGGCGUGACGGCCGAGGCGCCGCGGCAGGCGUUCCCCGCGCAGAGGUUCCCCAUACAUUACAACAACGAGGAUAUCAACAGGCAGCUCAGGGAUCUGCUGCAGAGGCAUCCCGAGAAGAUGUGGCCACCGCAGGCGGGGUCAACGGAGAGCGGCGCGGGGGUGGGCGCGGAAGGGCAGCCGUUCCGGCAGCCGCUGCCCGUGGGAGUGCGGCCUAGGGUUCCGCAACCCGGGCAACUAAGGCCUGAGCAUCAAUUGAUAAUGCAGCAACGUCUCGUGUUAGCUGAAGGUGGACAAAUACACCAAAAUAUUGCAGCUACACAGCAAGUCAUGGAGCAGAAACAAGCCAACGCGCAGACCAAUGCUCCUGGAAAUGAACCUAAACAAGAGCCGAGCCAUGAUCAUGGAACUGAUGAAAUGGAUAUGGGAGAUAUGGAGAAACUUGAACAGGAUACUGGAAACAUUGGAGAGGUGGACAACAUUCUAACAGGGCUCGGUGGCGAAGAUGACGAGGAGCUGCUGGAGUCUCUAACUGCCGAGAUAGGAGAACAGUUCAAUAUCUUGGAAUAUGCGGACCCAGAGCUCGAUAUCAACGGGGCAGAGUUGAAUCUGGACGGAUUGGAUUUGGAUAUUGUACCUGAGAGACAUGCCAAGAGGGAACCUCAGGACGAAGGCGAAAAGCAAGACAACAAAAUGGACACGGAAUUACAAAAGGCGGUGAAAAACAUAGAGGCUACUAAGACGCAAGUGAAAGCUGAAUUGGAGGUGAAGACCGAAGUGCAGGAAAUGAAGGACGGCGCGCCCGCCGUCGGGCACAUGUUCCCCGACGGCGUGCCGCGGGUCAUAUCGCAGAACCAACAGAUUACGUUGCAGUCGACAAUUCAAGCAAUAAAAUCGGAGGUGAAACUAGAAAACUGGCGCGGCCCGCGGCUGCCCACUCAUCUGGCGAGACAUCCACAACAUCCGCAGCAUCCGCUCGCGGCACAGAGGUUGCAACAGCCGCAUCAGCAACAGCUCGGCCAACGAGUACAAUUCGGCGCUGGCGGACAAAUUAUAUCUCAACAAGUCAUACAGCGCCCGCAAGUGUUCGCUUCGCAUCAACAUAUGCAGCAUUAUACGCAGCAGGGUGGAACUACCCAAGGCUCGGUCCAAAACGCGGCCGCGGUGAACGCUCAAAGCAUCGUGAACGCUAUGACUGCUCAAGUGAACGCCGGGUUAGCGGCCGGCAGGCAGAUACAGCCGGGCAAGAAGAUGUUGGGCAGAGACGGGGCCGUGGGCGUGGUGAGGCACGACGGCACCGUCACUCUCACGUCUCUACCGCACUGUGGUGAGUGUAGAGUGAUCGGACAGAUACAGCCGGGCAAGAAGAUGUUGGGCAGAGACGGGGCCGUGGGCGUGGUGAGGCACGACGGCACCGUCACUCUCACGUCUCUACCGCACUGUGCCGGCGUGCCUGCGCCGCCGCCGCCGUACCCGGGCACGCCGCGCGCCAGCCCCGCGCCGCCCGCGCCGCCCGCGCAGCCGCCGCCGCCCUACCCGCAGUUUGAGCCGGACGCGUGGGGGGACUGGCUGCAUCGCCGGCCGCUGCUGCUGCAGGAGCAACCGUUGCUUCUGGAGGAGCUCCUGGAGCAGGAGAAGCGCGAGCAGGAGCGCGAGGGCGGGGAGUGGGGCGGCGCGGUGCCGGCGGCGGCGCCCGCGCCCGCCGCGCCGGCCGUGCCGCUGUUCAGCGCCGCGCCGCCGCCGCAGCCGCCGCCGCCGCCCGAGCGCGCGCUCACCGAGGCCGACCACCACGCGCGCCUGGUCUACGAGCACUGGCUCAAACAGUUCAACAGCUUCGCCACGCAGCAGCAGGCCUACUACGAGGCCGAGGUGCAGAAGCUCAGGAAGAUACGCAAGUCGUUGAAUAGCAAGCAACGUCAACUGCGGAAGUCCGGCAAUGAAUUGAUGCCGAACGAUGCCGCCGAAUUGCUUCGUGUAUCCACGGAACAAUCUGCCCUUCAGAAGCAUCUCGACGCUGCUAGAAAACAAGUACGCCAGCACGGAAUGCUCAUGCAGGAGUACGAGACGAAGCAGCGACAACAGAAUCCUCAGUUAGCACAACAAACUGUUAUAAACCAACAACAGAUCACAACGAACCAGACGAUCUUCCAAUCCAAUCAGAAUAUGCCACAAUCACCUCAAAUUCAACAGCAAACUAUAAACAGACCCAUGCAGUUAGGAAUACAAGGGGCAACGAUUCAACAGCAACAAACUUUGAUUCGUACGCAGCAGACCGUUUUGAACGCUGACGGACAACCGAUGACGCAACAAAGGAUAGGUCUAGUGACCUCACCGUUAAAUACUCAAGGAAGGCUUCUUCAAGGAGGUCGUACAUUAGUCAUUGAGCAGGCAGGGACGCCGCAACAGCAGCUAGUGAGGCAGCUCUCAGGAGUUCAAGAACGAGCACAGACUGUAGGCGGCAUGGUGCAGUUCAGUCAGCAGCAGUUGGCUAAUGUCCGCGGCGCAAUGCAAGCCGCCAACGCCACUCCGAGACCGCCAGGCUCUAGACCCGCCAUGUCUCCGCUACACGUUCAAUCUCCUCAUUCUCAAUCCCCGUUACAUUCGUUAGCGCCUCAGUCGCCCCUCCAUCAUCUGACUUCGCCCAUGCAAUCUCCUUUGCAUUCUCAACAAUCACCUUUACAUCACACGUCUCAAUCUCCUUUGCAUUCUUCGACGCAAUCGCCUCUUCACACGCAACAAUCUCCGUUGCAUUCCCAGCAGUCGCCGAUGCACGUGCAACAGACGAACUUGCCGCAGCAAUCGCCGAUGCACCAACAGUCGCCGAUGCAUCCCCAACAGUCCCCGAUGCAUCCCCAACAGUCCCCGAUGCAUCCCCAACAGUCCCCGAUGCAUCCCCAACAAUCGCCGAUGCAUCCCCAACAAUCCCCAAUGCAUCCCCAGCAAUCGCCGAUGCAUCAACAAAGUCAGAUGCAUCCGCAACAGUCGCCUCUACACACACAACAACAACAACAGCAACAAACUCAAAUUCAAACGCAACAUUCUCCAAUGCAUCCGCAACAGAGUCCUUUGCACUCUCAACAGUCUCCGAUGCACCAUCAGCAGUCGCCGUUGCACACGCAACAAUCGCCGAUGCAGUCGUCGAUGUCACCGCAACACUUCUUGCAACAGUUGCAAGCGCAGAGAACUAGUCCGCAGUUGCCGACGCCAAGUCGCAGUCCUCAGAUAUACCAACAGUCACAAAUACAAAGCCCUGUGGCAUCACAUUCGCCGCAGUUACAUAAUGUUGAUUACACCACUGGAAGGUUCUCGAGGCCUGCGCCUGGUUGCUCGCCUCUGCCGACUCGAUUUGCUAGGCAACAACAACAUCACCAGCAAGGAAUGCGGGUGGGCGUACCGUUUGGUAAUCGGCAACAAACGUCGCCGCUGGGUAGUCCUCAACCUUUGCCGUCACCUGGAAACCCAGCUAAUGAAAUGGCUCGACAGCAAAUGCUUCAGCGCCAACAGUACAGCCCGAUGGGCGGCGCGCCCGCGUCCCCGUCCCCGCGGCGCUCCCCGCAGGUGGCGCGCACGCCCACGCCGUCCGCGUCGCCCGCCGCGUCCCCCGCGCCCGCGCUGGACGGCGGCGGCGGCUCGCAGCACGCCGCGCACGCGGCGCCGCUGCCGCCCGGCUACCGCUACUGCCGGCCCGGCCUGCGCGGCGGCGCGCCCGUGUGGCCCGCGCGCGACCCCGACGCGCGCCGCCCGCCGCCGCACAUCAACAAAGUGUCCAUCCUCAAGCGGCGCACUCCGCCGCGCCCGCGCUUCGCCGGCAAGACGCCCGCGCCGCCCGCGCCCGGCGACGCCGAGCCGCCCGACCGCCGGUACCUCGUGUACGGCGACGCCGAGUACUCCGCCUCCUCCGACCCCCGCGCCUCCGACCGGGACGACGACGAUGACGGGGACGACAUCGAGGAGCACAUGGAGGAUGACGACAUCGUCCUCGUGGAGCCCGGCGUCGUUUCCCCUGAGGAGAGAAUAGCCACCGAGGAAGAUUUUGAAGAACUAAUUGAUAGUGGCAAACCGGAAGACGAGGCGGAAGAAGAAACGGCAUCGCCCCAGACGUCUACUCGCACCGAGACGGCGACGAAAACUGUAGCCGUCAUCAGCUUGUCGACGGGGAAGCAGCCAUCGGGCAACGUGCAGCAAUAUAAAAUUAUGAACACGUCGUCGAGCGCGCCGCUCUCGCGUCUACCCGUUCUGAGCGCGACCGUUCUCUCCCCGCAUUCCAAUACUAAAAUAUUAAAUGAAGUCUCCCAAGCGACUGUCGCUUCGGUUUCUAUUGCGAACCAAACGAUAUCGGUUCCAGUAUUGAAGAAUCUCACAGUUCCUAUAAAUAGCAAUGUAGCGAAAUCACAAUUAAAGAAAAUGCCACUGAAUUUAAGUAACACUCCUCUUAAUAUUGCUUUGUCUUCGGCACCUCCUCUUUCUAAGCCGAUGAGCUCUGUAAUAAGUGUCAUAUCUCCUAAUGUUCCGAAAGUAGCUAAUAUCAGCCCAGUAAUUUCAUUAGCGACCUCUAAUACUGCUGGCACGUCAAGAGUACCAGUCUCAUUAUUAACUCAACAUCAAGUCAAACAGAAAAUAGUUAAAACUAUUGAUAAAUCCAUGUCUUUGACACUGACAAACACUAAGCUUUCAAGUCUGUCUGUGACCCAUGAUGCUACUCUCCCAGCAAAAAUAUUCCAAGAUGAAGCUGCGUCCCCCGAUAGCACGGUUACUUCAGAAAGUAAUUCUGAUCGCGAAUUACAAAAUCCGACGACAUCGACUCCUCAACAUCUUGUGCAACAAAUUACUCACGAACAAAGACCACCUAUCAUCAAAGAAGGAAAUAAAGAUAUCGACAUAGAAACUGAAAUAAGUCAACAAACAGAACUGCCACAUUCGCUUUGUAUCACUGAUAGAACUCCGUUAUUAUUAGGUAAAGCUGAUAUCAAAAGUCCAGAUCCAAUUCCAGAGAAAAUUCCCGAUAAUAUCAUGGAGGGAGAUGACGAGGAUAAACCAGAAGAUAAUAUGCAAGCCAAUCUAUUGCUGUCCUACAAUAAAUCAAUAUCGGAACAGCCUAGUCAGAAUACGCCCGCAACGGAGUCCAAAACAGAAGAGAAUGUUGUUAAAACAAUAAAGGCUAUUGCUAAUCAGACCAAAGAGAUGGUCAUAGACUCUAACAUGCAAAUCACAUCUGACAUGGCGCAAGAAUCGGUUCAAAUUUCUAUCCCGUCGCCCACCCCUUCUCAAGAAAGAUAUUUAAAUGACAUCACGAUGCAAGAUCAUCCUGAAACUGUAGAAGGGAAUACUAAACGAGUAGAGACGAUAGAAGAUAUGCUCUGUAUACUAGAGAAUAUCGAUGAAGCUAAAACGUAUGGAAUGAAGCAGCCAAAUCCAAAAGCGGGCAAUCCUUCGCAUCCUUCGACUUUGCCGGCUAUUCAGAAUCAAAAUAUAAAUAUUCCACCGAAACAUGAAAAUAAGGAAGUUCAUGAACAAAUUACAUUCCAGAAAAGAGAACCUGAUAGAUUAGCUUUACAGUCGGCAACUGUACCUCAGUUAUCACCAUUAUCACAUCCUUCAGAAUUGACGUCUAAUGUGGCUAAUGUAUCGCAGCAAUUGCGCACAAUAAUGUCUUCGCUAAAUACAAAUGCGUCAAAAGUAGAAUCUCAAAAUACACCAUUGAUUAGGAAAAACAGUGACGCAACGACACCUACUCAGGUCAACUUUGAGAAUUUAUUGCCUUCUUCUAAAGUUGAAGUGGCUGCUUCUAGACCGUCUCCUGUUCAACAGAAACCUCCGACACCAAUGCAGAGUUCUGAUAAUAUACCUAUGAGUGUGGCACAAAUGGUUGGCUCGCGCCUCAAUACAUUAUCUUCAUUAGGUCAAAUGCGAAAAUCCCCAACAGUUUCACCUAUAAACUCACCCGUAGGCAUGCCAAGUCAAUUAAUGAAAUCUCCCGCGCAAUCUCCCCUGAUAACAAAUCAAAACUUUAUGUCUACAGAUGACUCGAAUCAAACCUCCGUCGCAUCUCAAAUUAUUCAAAUGCCCGCGCUAUCGAAGAUUCAUAGUAGCAUGCCCACUUCUAUGAUGCACUCGAAUACUGUAACAACUAGCAUGAGUGGUUUUCAGAAAACCCAAGUCCUUCCAACGAGUAUAUUAGGUCACACAUUACUUCAACCUACAAGGCAAAUAAGUGCUGGUAAUUUGUCAUUCAAUCAACAAGGAAUUAGCUCCAGCCAACCUCCAGCUUUAGUGAUGACGUCGAGGCCAUUAAUAGGGAAUAAAGAACCAGCACCUAAUGUUACCAUCAGAACUCACAGUAUUGUGAGCGCAGGGAUUGGCCAAAUGCAAGGGCAAAUGCAAGCCAAGACACCUACUGGUACGAUUAACUAUAUACAAUCAUCAAAAUUGUUACAUACUCAGCUAACUUCACCAUUAAAGAGGUCAAAAUCUACAGAUGAACCAAAAAGUGAUCUAAUCGUGGGUCAUAUACAACCUACGAAAAGGCAUAGCGUGGAAUCUGUUGUAGUUAAAUCGGAACCGAUGGAGACAGAGGAUGCUAAUGCGGCAGCUGCGGCCACUGAUAGUGCGGGAAACAAACUGCCACAGAAUUCAGGAAACCAGAGGAAUGAUGAAUCUCAAAACGUGUUACUGAAGCAGCUUCUCCAGACCUCUACAACAGCUGCAAGUGUUGUUCCACAGCGUACGAUGACUAUUCAAAGAACUGCUCCCGCAUUGGGAACUAUACCGUCAUUAGAAGCGCAACUUGCUAGGCCGUCGAUUCCACCACCCACAUUAGCUUUGUCACAAGAAGUCGAAAUCCCUAAGAACUCGCCCCGGCAAAUUACAACUGUAAAUUCACCUUUUACCUCUCGCACGAUGCAAACAGUAAUGACAUCUAUUCCAACGUCGUCUAUAUCUCCAUUGAUGCACACGUCGACUCAAUCCUUGAUGGAUGUUCGGAAACCAGCAAUGAAAAUUAUGACCAAGGAAGAGACGACGCCUAUUCCAGAAAGCUCGCCAACUAUGAAAACAAUGCAGAUGUAUCCGAUUAGUAUUGAGAAUCAGCAGCUCCAGCAAGCUAUCAAAAAAGAAAUUGCGCCUCCUAUGCAAAGCCCAGUACAUAGACCUUUUACUCCUUUAGAUGUAAAGAAAGAAUUGAUCGAUGAAAGUUCGCAGCAGUCGGCUACGUCUGGCGUGUCCACUGCUUCGGAUCAGGGAAAAAUGGAUCAACCAAUGAAGGAGGAAUUCCCAGAAAGCGUUACUAUGGAUCCGUUAUCGGAAGCGAAUGCACCAGAGACUCCUUCUGAAGCAAAGAAACGCAAACGAAGGGAGUAUCAACAAAAGAAACGCAAACAAAUGCAAAUGAGUAUGAAAGCGGCCGCAGAAAGCAGCAUGAAUGCAGCCAACGCUAAAAAGAGGCCGCGGAAAGGGUCUCGAUAUGAGGAAGACUAUGAUACCUUUAUCGAUAACUUAAUGGCGCAGCUACGGUUGUUGCCACCUAUGCAAAUACAGGAGCCUUCAUUGACAACAAACUUUGCAGUAUGCCCUCUUUUUGGCUCUGGAGAUUUAACUAAACUAAAGAAUAAAGAUUACGACUUCCUAAAAGGUGAUUUAGUAGGAGAGUUCGGCAACGCUAAGAUACCUAACGUAGGUGAUUAUUACAAUACGAAACCGUUCGGUGAAGAAGAACCUUUACCCGAAAAAUCAGCAACUUCAACUCAGAGAGGAUUUUAUGAUCAAGAAUUUCAACCAAUCAUGUUCGAUGAAGACUUGGAAGAUAAAAAGUUGGAUUUCAUUUGCAAAGAACGAGAUACAGAUACACCUGACAGUAUUGUUAGUUGUUCGAGUCCUGAGUGUCUAGAAUUAGAACCAGCGAAUAGAUUCCCAGGUCUCAAACUAAUCGAUGAUGACGAAGAAGAUGAAGACAGUGACACAGCAUCAGGUCGAAUAUCGCCUAUAAUACCUAUCAUAGCUCCUGUACCCAUCAGAGUAAAACCUGUCUCAUUAUACCUACUCAAAGAAGAAGAAGAUCAGAAAUCUGUAAAGACUGUAGAUACAGGUUCUCCUCUUAAACCAAAGAUGAUAGAUUCUCCAGGCAGUACGGAAAGCAAUGAAAAUGUGACUGUCACUCUAACGUUAACAUCGGGUGCUGCUGAAGAUAUUUUGGGCGUACUAAAGGAAUUGGCGGGAAUUUUACACAUACCACCCCCUACAGCUUACCAAAUAAUAGAACGAACUGCAACGCCGCCGUCUCAUAAAUUAGGAUUGUAUAGAUCUAAAGGCAAAGACGGAAAAGAGGGAACUCCAAUAGAUAUUCAGAGCAUUCUUAAUGGUGCGGCUAAAUUCUGUCGGCAUUGCGACGUCGUGAUAUUGGACUCUGUUGUAAGAGCAAAAGCUUCAGAAUUCCCGUUGCUCUCAGCCAACAAAGGCAAUGCCGAAGAAAUUCUAUGUGAUAGUGAUUCUGAAUUAUUUUUCUGUAGUACUCAGUGUUAUGAGAGAUUCGCUUGGAGACCUACCAACAUAAUCCUUGAUGGGAAAUCAAAGCUUACAGUGAAAGAAGAUAGCAAAUCAGAUAUUGACACAAAUUUAUCUAAAGACCGCGACGAUUUUGAUACUGCCUCUACCGAAAGUAUGGAAACUGAUGAUUUAGACAUAAAACCUGACAUAAAGGACGAGAAAAUGGACUUGUCGUUCAUAGAUUCUCUAGACAAUGACGAGCUAAUGAAGGAGGUUGGAGAUGACGUCUCAGCUCUAGACGAAGACUUGAAGAGCGUCGAGCAAGACGAGAAGAGUAACCAAAGUACCGAGAAAGAGAAAUAUCGUGGGAUCAGAUACAAGGCUUGGUCACCGGGUUGUAUCGGCCCGCCCGCUAAAUAUAAGCGGCCAACCGAUAGGGAGCUCACUGAACUGGUGUUUAGGACAGGUGUGGCUAUCAUGCCUGUGACAAAUGAAGAUUCGAGGAGGUGCGAAUUGUGUGGUAUUCAAGGGGACGGGGUAGCCGAUGGAGUGUCGAGACUUUUGAACUGUGACGUGGAUCGUUGGGUGCAUUUGAACUGUGCGCUUUGGUCUGAAGGGGUUUACGAGACCGUGAGUGGAGCGUUGAUGAACGUGGAGACUGCUUUGGCGAACGGUUCGAGUGCUGUGUGCGCCGUUUGCAAGAGACUGGGCGCGACCGUCCGCUGUUUCAAAGUGAGAUGCGGCAGCGUGUACCAUCUGGGAUGCGCCGUUAAAGAUAGCUGCGUCUUCUACAAGAACAAGUCUUGUUUCUGCGCUUCACAUGCACCUAAAAAUGAAAAAGACAACGAACUGACCACCCUAAGCGUCCAACGGCGAGUGUUCAUAUCCCGAGAUGAACAGCGGCAAGUUGCUUCAGUGAUGCUUCAUUCUGACACCAACCACCUGAUCAGAGUCGGGGGCCUGAUAUUCCUGAGUCCCGGACAUUUGUUACCGCACCAACUAGCAGCCUUCCACACGCCUAACUACAUCUACCCCAUUGGAUAUAAAAUUGUGCGGUUCUACUGGUCGACGUCGCGCGCCAACAGCCGCUGCCGCUACGUGUGCUGGAUCUCGGAGGCGGAGGGCCGGCCGCGCUUCCACGUGCGCGCGCAGGACGAGCCGCAGCCCGAGCUCAGCGCGCCCACGCCGCGCGCCGCCUGGGCGCAGGUAUUGGACGCAGUAGCAGCACUGCGCGAAGGACGCACUGAAGACGGCGUGCUAAAGUUGUGGCCCAACUACGUCACGGGAGAAGAUUUGUUCGGACUCACUGAACCCGCCGUCGUCAGGGUCUUGGAGAGUUUACCUGGCAUCGAGACGCUGACGGACUACCGCUUCAAGUUCGGGCGGUCGGCGCUGCUGGAGGGCGGGCUGGCCGUGAACCCGUCGGGCUGCGCGCGCUGCGAGCCGCGCGCGCGCGCGUGGCGGCGGGCGGCGCGCUCGCUGCUGCCCGCCUCGCCCGCCGCCGCGCCCGACGCCGCGCCCGCCGCCUGCCCCUACUCCAAGCAGUUCGUGCACACCAAGAGCAGCCAGUACAAGAAGAUGAAGUGCGAGUGGAGGAACAACGUGUAUUUGGCCAGGUCGAAAAUACAAGGUCUAGGUUUGUACGCGGCGCGCGACAUCGAGAAACACACAAUGGUGAUCGAGUACAUCGGAGAGAUCAUACGCUCGGAACUGUCGGAGAUCAGGGAGAAACAGUACGAAUCUAAAAACCGCGGCAUCUACAUGUUCCGGCUGGACGAGCGGCGCGUGGUGGACGCCACGCUGAGCGGCGGGCUGGCGCGGUACAUCAACCACUCGUGCCAGCCCAACUGCGUGGCCGAGACCGUGGAGGUGGACCGCAACCUCCGCAUCAUCAUCUUCGCCAAGCGACGCAUCGCCAGGGGAGAAGAGUUGGCUUACGACUACAAAUUCGACAUAGAGGACGACGCACACAAAAUAAUGUGCAUGUGCGGCGCCCCCAACUGCCGCAAGUGGAUGAACUGAACUGACGACCAUAACACUGUAUAUACUAUCGUGAUCUAGGAAGGCUAUGAAACUUAGUUGUAUGUACCAAAGUGAUUUCAACCUUAUUGUAAGCAAAUCAAUACUUAUAGAAAUAAUAACAAUGGAUUUCGGCUAUAUGGCCGACUUAUCCCAAGACAAUAUUUAAAGUUUUACAGAUAUCUGAUUAACUGAAAUUUUUCUAAUCUAUAAAUGUGAUCAUACAAGAAUAAGUGAACACAUUUUUUUUGUACAUAAUAUUGAUAUAUUAUAAAUCAUUGUUAUUACAAAAGUUUAAUGUUUUAGAUGUGGUAUUUUCCAAGUUUACUGUAAGAUUUAGUUUUUAAAAUAUUUUUAUGCACUACGAAUGAUUUGGGUCACUGUUUCACAAUUAUUUAUUGUUUAUUUCGUUUCGUUCGUGUGUUGUCAUGAUUUCUAAAUUAUUAUAGAUCCGAAUACUUAUAAAUUCGAUAUUUAUGACAUAGUAUACUAUAGAAAAUCUCAACAGUGAUGAAAUAUUAGGUUAAGUUUCCAAAUAAUGAGUUUGCAUUUAGUACGCGUAGCACUGUAGACGUAACGUACGAUGCCACGUUGUGCCUGACCCGUUUUGUAUGUGUAGUGUAGCACUACAGCGAACUCGCCCGUUACCGGCGCCUCGUCUAGUUGUAACGUCUAGCGAACGAUUCCAUACUUGAAUCGACUGAUUCCAUACCGAAUGACUCAAUUUUUAUAUAAAAGAUAUAUUUUCAUUUCAUGAAAUGUUUUGCUUCAAAUUUUAUUGUGUAUAUUUUUUUCCGACAUUUAUAGAGUCGUGCUCAAGUACGGAGUAGUUCGCUUUUUGUAGGUAGUAUAAUUUAUUAAAGUAACUGAUAGUCCCAAAUGUGAUAUUACCUCACAUAAAGUCGCGUGAUCUUAAUACGUGGUGGCCAUUGUAGAGCUACGAUUAGUCGGAGUUAUUUUUAAUGGAGCGUGUCGUAAUUGCGAUUAAAGGCAUCGGUGUGAUUUUAGGAAGCUAAAUUUAGAGCAAAAUAUUAAAUGGACGAACACAACGUAGGUGAUUGGUGUGACAUGUUUAUAGACAAAUUGUAAAGCGAAAAAAAUGAAAUAAUAUUGAUAGCACAAGGAUGUUAGUUGUUGUGAUUGAUCGCAAGUUGCCAUCUACCAAUGUUAUGAACUCAUGCAAUAUAAUUUUAAGUGUUAAAGUGCAAUACCAUAUGCGGAUAUACCUAGUGUAAAUAAUACCAACUGCAGAGUAUGUUUUUGAAUUUGUAAUCGAGCUGUAGGUUUAUAUAAAGUUUUAAUUAAUGCAUUAUUUUUAAUUGAGGUAUCUCAUUUCCUUCAAUCAAUUUAUUUAUUAAAGCAUUCCCAUUGCACUGAAAAGUUACUCAAUUAUUUUCACAAAAUAAAUUUUGACAUGGUGUUGUUUGUAAAAAAAAUACUUUAGAAAUAUUCUAUACAUUAGUAUUUUUAUUGCAUUAUUUUCCUAUCAUUAAAAUUUUAAUUAGUAAUAA